AUGGCAGAAGAGCUUUCUUUCGAGCUUCUCGGGCAACAGUAUGGAUAUGGAGGAAGGGGGCAGAACGACCAGAUUUACGGCGUAGACAGCAACUGUAAGGGUGAAGAGGCUUCGGUCUUGUACUGCCAUGUUGAUGCCAAUCACACACAAUUCGGCACGCCGUGGACAGCGAACGAACACACUUUUUACGAAGACAGCGCAACCCAGCAGCCUUCAGCUCAGUUAUACAAUGCGUCAUCGUCGUUGGCGCAUUCCUUUGAUUUCAAUCGUGCAGAAGCCGACGGUCUGGUCGAUCCCUCUUAUCUCAUGUCAGUGGCUACAAAUCCCUAUCACUUCUUCCCGCCCUUCACUAUGAAUGAAAGCGAUCGAACGACCGAGCCGCGAGGUACAAUCCUGAACAGCAUCACGGAAGAUACUGCAAACGCGUUUCUCUCAGAACAACGAAACGCUGUCGUUGCUGAGCCAGUGCCUGGACAAAAGGUAUACGGAUCUGCGGAGAACGUUGUUCUGUCAGCACCUACCGGCUCAGGUAAGACCGUCAUUUUCGAGCUGGCGCUCGUGCGCAUGCUGUCCAAGGACGCCGAAAACGCGCGUGCCGUCUAUCUCGCCCCUACCAAAGCACUAUGCUCGGAGCGGACGCGCGAUUGGUCGAAUCGCUUUGGCUCGGUUGGAUGCGCCGUGACAGAGAUCACAGGUGACUCUGUUUAUGGUCUCCAUGUUGCUCGAAAGAGUCGUUUGAUCAUCACGACGCCGGAGAAGUGGGACAGUCUGACGCGCAAAUGGGACGAGAAUUCGAGCAUCCUUUCGACCAUUCGUUUGCUCCUCAUCGAUGAGGUGCACAUUCUCAACGAGUCGCAGCGAGGUGCUCGUCUCGAAGUGGUAGUGACGCGAACCAGAAGCAGAGGUCACCAAGUGCGAUUCGUCGCUGUUUCAGCUACAGUGCCGAACCUUGCAGAUGUUGCAGCUUGGAUCGGUCCCAACCUAUCUCUACAGAGACGAGAUCGUGCCCUCUCCAACAAGCAAUCCGCCGAAGUUUUUCAAUUUGGCGACGAAUAUCGGCCAUGCCCUUUGCAGAAACAUGUCUACGGCUAUCCUAAGGCCAAGGACGAGUUUGCCUUUCAAGCCUACCUCAAUCACAAGCUCUUUGAAUUAAUCGAGACGCAUGCUGCUGGUCGACCUUGCUUGGUCUUUUGCGCCACGCGUCGCUCCACUCUUCAAGCCGCCAACAUGAUUGCCGAGGCAUGCAAGAAAGCCAAAGAGGCUGGAGGCCGCGCGACACUCUUGUCGCAUGAUACACACGGAAGUCGCAGCAUGAAUGGAGCGAUAUUCGACGACCCAGACUUGACUGCUCUCGCGUCAUUGGGCAUCGCUUUCCAUCACGCCGGUCUGUCCAUCUUGGACCGACGAAAGGUAGAACAAGCCUUUCUUGCAGGAAAGAUCGCCGUCCUGUGCUGCACGACCACAUUGGCGACGGGUAUCAAUCUGCCUGCCUACUGCGUCAUCAUUCGAGGAACCAAGCAGUACGAUGGACAAUGGUGCGAAAUGUCUGAACUUGACCUCAUACAGAUGAUGGGCCGCGCCGGACGCCCACAGUUUGAUCGAAGCGGCAUCGCUGUCAUAAUGUGUGAGGACACCAUGCAAGCACACUACCGCGAACUGGUUAGUGGAAGCCGCGACAUUGAAUCCAGCCUGGCGCCAUGUUUGGUUGAGCAGAUCAAUGCCGAAAUAGGCCUGUACGGCAAAACGACCGAGCCCGACAUCGAAGACUGGAUCCGACAGAGCUUUAUGUGGACGCGCCUGCAAAAGAAUCCGACCUACUACCUCAGUCAGGAGGAGGGGAUCGGCCUCGACAGUGUCGAAGACAUUCUCAAGCACCUCGUCACAAAGACGCUUACGGCCCUUGAAAACGCCUCCCUCAUCUCCCGUCCCGCAGAUACAGGCGAAAUUUCCUGUACUGAAUACGGCGUCAUCAUGUCCCGCUUCUUCAUCCGUCACAAGACAAUGCUUGUGCUUAUGAGAAUUCCGCCAGCCGCGAACACCAGAACUAUCCUGGAGGCCCUCUCUCAAGCGGAAGAGCUCGGAGACGUACGAAUGCGAACGGGUGAAAAGAGUUUCUAUAACUCGCUUCGCACUCAUCCAGAGAUUCGCUUCCCACCACGUCAGGUCGCGAGCGUAGCGGACAAGAUAUCACUUCUCAUCCAAGCCCAACUGUCUGCGAUCAAUCUGUCACAGGUAGUCCAGCCGUCAGUAGGAGAAGCAAGUCCGUACAUGGACCUCAAGCGCAUCGUCCCGCAUGCCACUCGCAUAGCUAGGGCCAUCGUCGACAUCACCAUCCAUCGUCGAGACGGUGCUGCAUGCAAGGCGUCGCUGGAUCUCGCUCGCUCGAUUGCUGCCGAGGCAUGGGAUGGUUCUCCGGCAAUGCUGCGACAGGUGGAUCAGAUCGGCGAGCGCUCCCUCAAGGCGCUGGCUAAUGCCGGCAUAACAACGUGGCAAAGCCUGGCAAGUACCACUCCUGCCAAGAUCGAGAUGAUUCUAAAUCGCAAUCCACCUUUCGGCCGCAAAGUGAUUGCGGCAGCACAGUCAGUACCACGGAUAGGGCUUGAGGUCAUGCAGCGAACAACUUCACCUCAGAGAUCAUCGAGGUUGCUUUUGGCGGAGAACAGAAGCGACGAUUCGACCCCAUCGACGCAGCUUAUAGCUUCAAGCAUCAAGGUGGUGCUGGAUGUGACGGUUCGGAUCGAGAAUCGAGCUACCUGCAUGCUGAAAAGCAAGACAUCCAAGAUGGCGUUGAGUGUCUGCGUGCUCACGCUGACAUCUGACGGCAGCUAUGUCGACUUUCGCCGUAUGCCCAUUUGGCGUUUUGACCCAGAAAAACGCUUCACGGUGCACGUAAAUCUUGAGGAUCCACGCAUGCGCGUUCUGACGUAUGCCGCAUGCGACGAGAUUGCAGGGACGUUGAUGCAAGCGAACUUGGUGCCCAUGUCGGGUAUGGCUGAAGGUCCUCACAGGACUCGAAUCGCACGCGCAGAGCUCCAAGCUGGAGGCAUGAGCGAUGACUCCCCAGCUGUUGAUGAGGCUCGAGCCAGGCCUUCAGAGUCCUUUCCUAGCGAUAGUCGCACUGAUCGUCCGGGAAGCACAGCGACGCAAGAGCAAAACAACAUGGACGACGACUUGCGGCUAAAGAGGUGCAAGCACAAGUGCAAAGGCGCUUGUCGCCAUGUGUGCUGUCAGCGCGCGAGGGAAAAGGUGGCUGCCGGAACGAUCGGCGAGUACCGCUUUCAGAGCCGCGUGCUCGAGAACAGCUCGCAAAGCAUAUCACACUAUCUCAAACCGCUUCCGACGCAGGCGAGAGAUUCUGGCACUCUGUCGCAAAAGCGCAAAAUAGAUUCGGUCCUGUACGAAGACGACCCGCAAGCCCCCCAAAAUCUUUUGAGCAGGCUCAUACAACAAGAUGCCGAAUACGACCGAGCUUUUGGCGGCGAAGGCUCGUUUCAUAUGCCGAGUGAAAUACAGAGAGCCUCCCGAGGCGCAGACAUGGCGGCCCGAGGAACCGGGGUUGACGAGUCGUUGGAGCCGAAGCUUCACGCUCAAUCUAGCCUGCAUGCCAAUGUCGAUACUGGAAUACGUCCACGUAAGGGGCAUUCUGGUGAUGGGGCUGACCAGAGCUCUGCAUGGUCCCAUCAGUUUGAUCUGAAGGAAGGUCGCGUGGCACCACCGACUGACAGAGCCGCUCAGCGACGCUUCCUCAAGGACCUCAGGCCGCCACCAUGGCUCGACAACCCAGUUGACGACAUCUGA
This is a messenger RNA of Mycosarcoma maydis (corn smut), 3798 nucleotides long. RefSeq lists its product as uncharacterized. The record is from RefSeq and is a predicted model, not a curated record. The coding region runs from base 1 to 3798 and encodes 1265 amino acids. Gene Ontology annotation, molecular function: nucleic acid binding; ATP binding. Lineage: Eukaryota; Fungi; Basidiomycota; Ustilaginomycetes; Ustilaginales. The transcript is spliced from 3 exons.